AUGAACUUGUUUGUUCUAGCACUUUUGAUGAUCUCAAUCACCAAUUUUCCAUCAUGUCUCUGUGAGAAUGAUGAUAUCCAACACACGAACUGCAACGACGCUUUUAUCUGCGAAAGUAGCAACAUCACAAAUCUCAAGUAUCCGUUCAGGGGAGGAAAUAGAGGAAAGUAUUGCGGUGUGAAUGAUGAUCCUAAUAUGGAACUCACAUGUGAGGACAGUGUCCCCAAGUUAACAACGGAUGAUUCUUUCUUGAAAUACAGUAUUCUUGAAUGGGACAAUUCAACACAGAAGCUCAGAGUUACUAGGGAAGAUUACUCGAGAGAUGAUGUUUGUGUUCCUGUCGACAACAUCACAUUCAAUAGCACUUUGUUUAAACUUUAUGAUGAUGUCGCUAACGUGACUUUGUUUUACUAUUGCCUUCUUACAACUGAAACUCUACCGAAUACGUUUCACAGUGUUGAAUGUAGUGAUAAUUCAUCAGUUUUAUACACCCUUGUUGAUCCUUCUACAGCUACUUACUCGGACCUCUGUGAUCCGAUGGUUAUUACUAUCAUGAUUCCGAUUUUGGAAACCCGAGCUGCACAACUUGGAUCUGGCAAUGGGACAAUCAGUGAUGUAAUAAAAGAUGGUUUUGAUUUGAAAUGGACAGGAGAUUAUGGAGAGUGUCAAAGGUGUGUUGUUUCUGGUGGUGCAUGUGGGAAUGAUGGAGGAAGUGAAUUCCAAUGUUUCUGUAAGGAUGGACCUCAUACAACAUCAUGCAUAUCAGAAAUUUCUCCAGCCUCAGAAAAUUCUCCAGCCUCGGAAAAUUAUCCAGCCUCAGAAAAUUCUCCAGCCUCAACAACAGUAUUCUUCAUUAUUCUUAUUAUUAUGGUUAUUUGUCACCUUAAAAGGAGUACAUCUGGACAACAAAGUAUUUUCAGAAAGAAACGAAAACUUGUUGACCACAAUGUCGAGGUUUUCAUGCAAAGUUAUGAAUCAUCUAUGCCAAGAAGAUAUAGUUAUAGAGAAAUAAAAAGGAUCACAAAAUCUUUCCGAGAUAAAUUAGGCCAAGGAGGAUAUGGUGUUGUAUACAAAGCAAGUUUACCUGAUGGUCGUCAAGUGGCUGUUAAAGUAAUAAACGAGUUAAAGGGGGAUGGAGAAGAAUUCAUAAAUGAAGUUGCUAGCAUUAGUAGAACAUCACACGUGAACAUUGUGUCACUUUUAGGCUAUUGUUAUGAGGUGAACAAAAGAGCACUAAUAUAUGAAUUCAUGCGCCAAGGAUCAUUGGAUCAGUUCAUCUAUAAAAGUGGAUUUUCUGAAGCUGUUUGUGAUUUUAAUUGGAACACUUUGUUCCAAAUUGCAAUUGGCAUUGCUAAAGGACUAGAGUACUUGCAUCAAGGAUGUAGUUCAAGGAUUUUGCAUCUUGAUAUCAAACCUCAAAACAUUAUUUUGGAUGAAGACUUUUGCCCAAAAAUAUCUGAUUUCGGACUAGCAAAAAUAUGCCAAAGGAAGGAUAGUGUUGUGUCAAUACUUGGCACAAGAGGAACUAUAGGAUAUAUGGCGCCAGAAGUAUAUAGUAGAGCAUUUGGUGGUGUUUCUUACAAAUCUGAUAUAUACAGUUAUGGCAUGUUGAUUCUUGAAAUGAUUGGAGGAAGAAAGAACUAUGACACUGGAGGGUCAUGUACUUCAGAAAUGUACUUUCCAGACUGGAUUUAUAAGGAUCUUGAGCAAGGAAAUACUCUUUCAAAUUGUUUGACAAUCUCAGAGGAAGAAAAUGAUAUGGUUAUAAAGAUUACUUUGGUGAGUCUAUGGUGCAUUCAAACGAAACCAUCGGAUAGACCACAGAUGAAUAAAGUAAUAGAAAUGUUGGAAGGGCCACUUUCAUCAGUGCCAUAUCCUCCAAAGCCCGUCUUAUGUUAUCCUGAAACGCCACCACUAGAAAUGUCAGACAUGUCUUCAUCCAAUUUGGAUGAGACGAAUUCCAUUACAAUGUCAAAAUAA
This is a messenger RNA of Medicago truncatula (barrel medic), 1980 nucleotides long. Its product is annotated as LEAF RUST 10 DISEASE-RESISTANCE proteinUS RECEPTOR-LIKE PROTEIN KINASE-like 2.4. The record is from RefSeq and is a predicted model, not a curated record. Bases 1 to 1980 code for a protein of 659 amino acids. The transcript is spliced from 2 exons. Gene Ontology annotation, biological process: protein phosphorylation. Lineage: Eukaryota; Viridiplantae; Streptophyta; Magnoliopsida; Fabales; Fabaceae. Gene Ontology annotation, molecular function: ATP binding; protein kinase activity.